Nestor notabilis (Kea) is the source of this 1566-nucleotide messenger RNA. It is a transcript of the gene NPHP1, whose product is annotated as nephronophthisis 1 (juvenile). The transcript has 16 exons. Lineage: Eukaryota; Metazoa; Chordata; Aves; Psittaciformes; Psittacidae. Gene Ontology annotation, molecular function: protein binding. The annotation marks the transcript as partial. Gene Ontology annotation, cellular component: cytoplasm; cilium. Gene Ontology annotation, biological process: protein localization involved in establishment of planar polarity. The record is from RefSeq and is a predicted model, not a curated record.
GCUGACGAGCCUGCGCCUGUGGGGAGUUACAGUCAGAGGAAAGAAGAAGAAGAAAAGCUGUUGCAAAAUCUCGCUCAGCAGUUGCAGAAUCUUGUUCUUGUCUUGGAUCAGGAUAACACGACAAAGAAGUCCUCAGUGGAUAAGCACCAUCGGAAGGGUCCUCACCCAGAAGAUGAAAAUGAAGAAGAGGAUGAGAGUGAAGAUGAAAAAAGCAGUGAGGAGAAGGACAGUGAGGAAGCAGAUGAUGAUGAUGAUGAGGAUGAAUUGCUGGAUGAUCCAAACGUUAAAGAAUGUAUCGCAGUUGGGAGCUUUGAUGCACAGCAGGAAGGGGACCUCACAUUCACGAAAGGGGAAAUCCUGCUCAUACAUGACAAGAGGGCAGAUGGCUGGUGGGUAGCUGAGAACUCCAGAGGGGAGAGAGGCCUCGUCCCUAGAACCUAUCUCGCGGUCCAUAAGGAAGAUGACGAAAGCCAAGAGCAAAGUGAAGAACACGUAGAAGUGGUGGAUGAAACAGCAGAUGGAACUGAAAUCAAAAAAAGAACAGACUCUCACUGGAGUGCUUUAAGAAGAGCUGUCACAGAGAACGACACAGUAGAGGUACUGACAACCAUAGGAGCUGUUCCUGCAGGAUUCCGCCUGUCCACACUUUUCCAGCUCUUGGAGGAAGGCAAUCAAUUUCGAGCAAGUCACUUUCUGCAGCCUGAACUUACUCCAUCACAACUGGCUUUCAAAGACCUGGUGUGGAAUGCUGAAAAAGAUACUAUCUCUCCCAGACCAACUCGAGUAUCCCUGGUUGUAACUUUAUGUGGCUGUAAAAUGAUUCCCCUCCCAGGAGUCAGCAUACAGGUCCUCAGCAGGCACGUUCGACUCUGCCUCUUCGAUGGCAACCGGGUGCUGAGUAACAUUCAUACAGUGAGGGCUACGUGGCAACCUAAAAACCCUCAAACCUGGAGCUUUUCUCCAAAGGUAACAGGCAUUCUACCCAGCUUGCUGGAUGGAGACUGUUUUGUCAGGUCCAACUCCCUGGCUGCAGACAUUGGUCUGUUGUUCGAACUUGGCAUCACUUACAUUCGCAAUUCAACAGGUGAAAGAGGAGAGAUGAGCUGUGGAUGGGCCUUCCUGAAGCUUUUCACUUCUAAUGGGAUGCCUGUUCCUGCCAAGAUGUACGAGCUGCCGCUGAAUGGUGGGACUCCCUGUGAGAGAGGUGUCGAGGUUGACCCAUCAAUAUCAAGAAGAGGCAGUGGUGUUUUCCAUCAGUUCAUAGCACUCAAGAAACAGCCUGUGCUGCUACUGAAACUGAGGUCAUUGAGUGUGCAGUCAAAAGACAUCCUGAAUUUGCUCCCAGAAACACUAAUUGGCAGCAUGUGCUACAUCCAUCUCCUGAUAUUCUAUCGACAAAUCCUUGGUGAUGCACUCCUGAAAGACAGAAUAAGCCUGCAAAGCACAGAUUUAAUCUGUAGUCCUAUUUUAGCAACUUUCCCUCAACUCAUGGAUCAGCCAGACCUGAUGGAUGCACUUCGGAGUGCUUGGGCAGAUAGAGAAAGAACACUGAAGAGAUCUGAGAAG